GUGUUGUGGUUGGAUAAGAAUGUGGCGUAGGAUUGAUAGCGAGAGUGAAGCAGCUGGGUGGGUUUAGAUUUUUUUUCAAGUUGCACGAUUCCAGCUCCUUCCAGCGUCCUAUCAGAUAGCGAUGUUUGACUCCUUACUCCUUUGCUUUAGUUUUAACCCCUUAGUUGAUCACCUAUCAGCAUCUGUUUUUGGAGAGAUCUUGGUCUUGAUUUGCAUCCUAAUGUGCUUUUUAGAUUGAUUAAUUACAAGGUUCCUAUAAAUAAGGCUGAUUUUCUAGCUGAAGUUCUAAGUAAGUGGAAAGUAUUGGGUUUUUUUUUUCAUUUAGGGAGAAAGAAAAAAUAUGGAAACGAAAGAGAAAAAGUUCCUGACGGUCGCUCCCUUUGAGUGUGCUUGGAUAAAGGAUCUGAAAUUCCGUGAAGCUGGCAGAGGAUGUGUAUCAUUCGAUGCUUUCGCUCACAAUGAUGUUACUGUGGUGUUUAGGGAGAAUGUUGGAAGUCAACACUAUCAUUAUAAGAGGGAUAACAGUCCUCAUUAUACUGUAAUCAUUGGUAGCCAUAGGAAUAGUAGGUUGAAAAUUGAGGUGGAUGGGAAAACUGUGGUUGAUGUGGUAGGUAUUGGUCUAUGUUGUUCUUCUGCAUUUCAGAGUUAUUGGAUCAGUAUCUACGAUGGGUUGAUUAGUAUUGGUAAAGGAAGAUACCCUUUUCAGAAUCUUGUGUUUGAGUGGCUAGAUACAAAUCCAAAUUGCAGUGUUCAGUAUGUUGGCCUUAGUAGCUGGGAUAAACAUGUUGGCUAUAGGAAUGUUAACGUAUUGCCCUUGACUCAAAAUCAUUUGUCGCUGUGGAAGCAAGUUAACAGCGAAUACAAUGGCGACGGUGAUGAGGAGUUGGGAGAUGAACAAACGGGCUAUGACAAAUGGGGGCUUGAAAAUUUUCUUGAGAGUUGGGAAUUAUCUGAUAUGGUGUUCAUUGUUGGUGAGGAGGCAAGGUCUGUCCCUGCUCAUAAGGUUAUAUUGCAAGCAUCAGGGAACUUUGGUCUGAGCUCAUCACAUGAAGAUGUUAUUCAGCUACAGCAGGUAGCAUAUCCAACUCUGCACGCGCUUCUUCAGUAUGUGUAUGCAGGCCAAACACAGAUUUCAGAGGCACAACUUAGUUCGUUGUGGGGUUUGGCUUUACGGUUCGAAGUGAUGCCACUAGUGAAGCAAUGUGAGGAAGCAAUGGAGAGGUUUAAAGCAAACAAAAAGUUGUCGGACUCAGGUGAGACUAUGGAGUUAUCAUAUGCGAGUUCUCAUAUCCACUUUGGAGGAAAUUUCUGUUGUGGGCUCCCAAUAAACAUGCAGAGACUCCAACAAUUGCGUUCAACAGGCGAGUACAGUGACAUUAGCAUUUACAUUGAGGGUCAAGGUCUCAUUGCUCGGGCUCAUAAAGUCAUUCUCGGGUUAUAUAGUGUCCCAUUUACAAAGAUGUUCACGAAUGGAAUGUGUGAGAGCAACUCACCUGAGGUUUGUUUAAGGGAUGAGUCUCCAGCAGCAUUGAAGGCUAUGCUUGAAUUCAUGUACUGCGGGGAUCUCAGGAUUGAGGAUAAUGAGGACUUUGGUACCUUGUUACUCCAGCUCCUUCUGUUAUCUGACAAAUUCGGAAUCUCUCUUCUUCAUCAGGAAUGCUGCAAAAUGCUUUUAGAAUGCCUCUCAGAGGACUCUGUCUGUCCAAUCCUCCAAGUGGUUUCCUCAAUCCCAUCAUGUAAACUUAUCAAGGAAACUUGUGAAAGGAAUUUUGCAAUGCACUUUGACUACCGCACUACUGCAAGCCUUGAUUUCAUCUCUUUAGACGAGACAACUUUCAGGAAUAUUAUUCAGCAUCCGGAUCUAACUGUAAUAUCUGAAGAAAGGGUUCUCGAUGCAAUUUUGAUGUGGUACAUGAAAUCAGAGAAAUUGUGUGGAUGGGAAGUGGUGAAUGAGCUAAUUACAAAUUCAACUUUAGAAAGUGUGUUCAAGGACAGGCUUCAACUGGUGAAUGACUUGCUUGCAUCAGUGCGGUUCUCUUUAUUGCCAUACCCCCUGCUAAAGAAGUUAGAAAAUACCAGUCUAAGCACGCAGAUAUCUGCUUUUGGUGAUCUUGUUAAGGAAGCCAUUAAUUAUAUAGAAUGUGGAGCAGCAACACAUGGAAACGACCAGAAUGAAAGAUUUCAACAUAGACGUUCCAGUUAUAAGGAGCUACAGUAUAUAUGUGAUGGGGAUAGCAAUGGAGUUCUGUACUUCUCCGGGACAUCAUAUGGGGAACAUCCUUGGGUUAACCCUGUUCUGUCUAAGAGAAUUACUAUUACAGCUAGCAGCCCUGCUUCAAGGCACACAGAUCCCAAGGUUUUGGUAUCAAGAACUUACCAGGGAACAUGUUUUGCUGGGCCUCGUAUGGAAAACGGAAAUAUCUGUGCUUGGUGGAUGGUUGACAUUGGCAAAGAUCAUCAGCUUAUGUGCAACUACUACACAUUGAGACAGGACGGCUCCAGGGCAUACAUAAGGAAUUGGAAAUUUCAGGGUUGUAUGGAUGGAAAGACUUGGAUAGAUUUGAGAGUGCACGAGAAUGACCAAACAAUGUGCAAGCCAGGUCAGUUUGCAUCAUGGCCUGUAACUGGACCGAAUGCUCUGCUUCCAUUUAGAUUCUUCAGGGUUCUACUCACUGGUCCGACCACGGAUGCCUCAAACCCCUGGAACUUAUGCAUUUGCUUCCUGGAGCUCUAUGGUUACUUCCGUUGAAUGUGAAAUUAAUAUGUGCAUCUAUUCUGGGUUUUCCAAUAGCAGAUCCUUUUCAAGUUUUUUUUUUUUUUUUUUGACCUACCACCACGUACAGUUCUACCAAAUAAAAUUUAUGUAGUUGACGUUGAGAACUGAAUUUACCUCGUGCGAUUCCUGCCACUGAAAAGAUCCGUCGAUCGAAAAUAUGUAACAUGGCAAUUCCAUGUAAAAGUAUGUUGUUGUGGGUCAUUCGCCCUCAAGAUACAAUACAUCACCUAUACACUUUAUAUCAUAAAAA
Messenger RNA from Gossypium raimondii (Peruvian cotton), 3026 nucleotides. RefSeq names its product BTB/POZ domain-containing protein At2g30600. Bases 341 to 2749 code for a protein of 802 amino acids. Lineage: Eukaryota; Viridiplantae; Streptophyta; Magnoliopsida; Malvales; Malvaceae. Gene Ontology annotation, molecular function: protein binding. The record is from RefSeq and is a predicted model, not a curated record. The transcript is spliced from 13 exons.